GAGGAAAAGAGAAGGAUGUGCUACUUCUGGCAGAGAGUGAUUGGGGUAGUGGCAUCAUGAAUUCUCCGCUCUCCUUUGCCUGGUUCCAGGGCAAUGUAUCUGGGCUUCUCCAAGUGUCCUUCCUGCUGGGCUUGGGCCUGCUGGUGCUGAAGGUGGCCCAGAUGUAUGUGCGCAGGCAGAGGCUGCUUGGAGAUUUCCAGAAUUUCCCAGGCCCUCCUUCCCACUGGCUCUACGGGAACACCUUGGAGUUUCCAGUGGAAGAAGAGCUACCCAAAAUGGCUUCUUUGGCAGAGAAAUUCCCGUGUGCCUUUCCGCGGUGGUUGACGGGCUCCUGGAAUCUUCUCCAAGUCUAUGACCCUGAAUACAUGAAGCUGAUAUUGAGCAAGAGAGAUCCAAAAUCUCAUGAUGUCUACAAAUUCCUUAUCCCCUGGAUUGGGAAAGGGCUGCUGGUCCUUAAUGGGUCAGACUGGUUCCGGCACCGGCGGCUGCUGACCCCUGCCUUCCACAGUGACAUCCUGAAGCCUUAUGUGGGGCUGAUGGCUGACUCUGCCCGAGUGAUGCUGGACAAAUGGGAGAAGCUCAGUUACCAGCCUUUGAGUCUGGAGAUCUCUGAGCAUGUCAGCCUAAUGACCUUGGACUCCCUCAUGAAAUGUGCCUUCAGCCAUCAGAGUAACUGUCAGAUGGAUAGGCACUCAAAUUUGUACAUCCAAGCUGUUCAUGACCUAAGCUAUCUGCUGAGUUCUCGGAUGCGGAAUGCAUUCUACCACAAUGAUGUCCUCUACUGGUUCAGCUCUGCUGGCCGUAGAACCCGUGAGGCUGCGCAAAGGGCCCAUCAGUACACAGACCAGGUGAUUCAGAGGAGAAGGCAGCAACUCGAACAGGAAGGAGGGCUGGAGGCCAUCUCCAGAAAAAGACACUUGGAUUUCCUGGACAUUCUCCUCUGUGCCAGGACAGAGGGCGGUGACAGCUUGUUGGAUGAAGAGCUGAGGGCUGAGGUGGACACAUUCAUGUUUGAGGGCCAUGACACCACUGCCAGUGGCAUUUCUUGGCUCCUGUAUGCCCUGGCCACACAUCCUGAGCAUCAGCAGAAAUGCCGGGAGGAGAUCAGGGGAGUCCUAGGGGAUGGGACCUCUAUCACCUGGGACCACCUGGGCCAGCUUCCAUACACCACUAUGUGCAUCAAGGAAGCCCUUCGUCUCUAUCCUCCUGUCCCAUCCAUUGGCAGGGAUAUCAAAGAGACCAUCACCUUUCCAGAUGGACGCAUCUUAAGAGCAGGAAACUCAGUUUCACUGCAUAUAUAUGCUCUUCACCACAACCCCAGGGUGUGGGAAAAUCCAGAAGUGUUCAAUCCUUUCCGGUUCUCCCCUGAGAACUUGACUCUCCAGCAUUCCCAUGCCUUCCUGCCCUUCUCUGCAGGAUCCAGGAAUUGCAUUGGACAGAAGUUUGCCAUGAAUGAAAUGAAGGUGGUUCUUGCUCUUACCCUGCUCUUAUUUGAGCUGAAGCCAGACACUAUGAAGCCUCCCCUGCCUAUUUCAAAGCUGGUUCUCAAGUCCAAAAAUGGGAUCCAUCUCUGGUUGAAAAGACUCCAUUAAUACUGCUCCAGAGAGCAGAAAGAGUCUUCCCUUUCUAUCAGUCAUCUGUCUGACUGUUUACCCUCUCAACUAGGACCUUCCCUCAUUUCCCUCUUUCACUCUUGGCUAUAAUAAAGAUCCCACAGACUAGA
Messenger RNA from Phascolarctos cinereus (koala), 1723 nucleotides. RefSeq names its product cytochrome P450 4A11. Lineage: Eukaryota; Metazoa; Chordata; Mammalia; Diprotodontia; Phascolarctidae. The record is from RefSeq and is a predicted model, not a curated record. Gene Ontology annotation, molecular function: oxidoreductase activity, acting on paired donors, with incorporation or reduction of molecular oxygen; heme binding; monooxygenase activity.